Monodelphis domestica (gray short-tailed opossum) is the source of this 1601-nucleotide messenger RNA. It is a transcript of the gene KHDRBS3, whose product is annotated as KH RNA binding domain containing, signal transduction associated 3. Gene Ontology annotation, biological process: regulation of alternative mRNA splicing, via spliceosome. The record is from RefSeq and is a predicted model, not a curated record. Gene Ontology annotation, cellular component: nucleus. NCBI's taxonomy places the organism in Eukaryota, Metazoa, Chordata, Mammalia, Didelphimorphia, Didelphidae. Gene Ontology annotation, molecular function: mRNA binding.
UCCACCCCCCGGGGCCGGCCCGGGAGCGAGCCAAGAGCCGAGAGGAUGGAGGAGAAGUACCUGCCCGAGCUGAUGGCGGAGAAGGACUCCCUGGACCCCUCCUUCACUCACGCGCUGCGGCUGGUGAACCAAGAAAUUGAGAAGUUCCAAAAAGGAGAAAGCAAGGAAGAGGAAAAGUACAUUGAUGUUGUGAUUAAUAAGAACAUGAAACUGGGGCAGAAAGUGUUAAUUCCUGUAAAACAAUUCCCCAAGUUUAACUUCGUUGGAAAGCUUUUGGGUCCACGUGGCAAUUCACUAAAGCGUUUACAGGAAGAAACUUUGACCAAAAUGUCCAUUCUUGGAAAAGGUUCCAUGAGAGACAAAGCAAAGGAAGAAGAAUUGAGGAAAAGUGGAGAAGCAAAGUACUUCCACCUAAAUGAUGAUCUGCAUGUUCUCAUUGAAGUUUUUGCCCCUCCAGCAGAAGCAUAUGCUCGAAUGGGACAUGCUUUGGAAGAAAUUAAGAAGUUUCUCAUUCCUGAUUAUAAUGAUGAAAUCAGGCAAGCACAGCUCCAAGAACUGACAUAUUUAAAUGGUGGUUCAGAAAAUACAGAUGUUCCUGUGGUUCGUGGAAAACCACCAAUGCGAACACGAGGAGUGCCAGCUCCUGCAUUAUCCAGGGGAAGGGGAGGUGUUGCACCCCGGCCAGCAGGUGUACCAAGAGGUGCACCAGCCCCGAGAGGAGUACCUCCCAGUCGAGGCCCAGUCAGCCGUGGCAGAGGACUUCUUACCCCAAGAGCAAGAGGAGUCCCCCCAACAGGAUACCGGCCUCCUCCCCCACCACCAACACAAGAGACAUAUGGAGAAUAUGAGUAUGAUGAUGGAUACGGCACAGCUUAUGAUGAGCAAAGUUAUGAUUCCUAUGAUAACAGCUAUAGUACACCAGCACAAAGUGGUGCUGAUUACUAUGAUUAUGGGCAUGGACUUAGUGAGGAGACUUAUGAUUCAUAUGGACAAGAAGAGUGGACUAACUCAAGACAUAAGGCACCUUCAUCAAGGACAACAAAGGGAAUCUACAGAGACCAGCCAUAUGCCAGAUACUGAUUGUACUGUCUGAUGUUGUGAAAUAUCCAAUCUCCACCAGUCCUGUAUACUGUUCAAAGUAAUUUUUUUCUAUGAACAAUCCCUUUUUAAUAAAUCAAAGCGCUUAAAAUCUGAAUGGAUGGACUGAACUUAAAACUACUUUGUUGAAACAACAACCUGGGCAGAAAGACAUGUAAAACAAGGAACUUUGUUAUUGCCAGUCUGUAUAUGACAAAUAGGAGAUCAAAAGGAAAAAAAAAAUAACCUUUGAUUAACUAGUGUUAAACAAAAAUUAGGUUACUAAACAUGUUAAUCCAUCCUUUUAACAUAAGCCUCACCUUUCCUUUUAAAGGUUGUCCACAGAAUUUAGUUCUAUCUUUCAACCAUAUGCUAGUUUUUUCUCUUGCAAAGAUGUGUAAAAAGGGAAGCCAAUUACAAAUGCAAAUAAUGUGGUAUUCUUUUGUAACUCAAGUCUUGAAAUGUUCUGUAGUGUUAAGCAAAGUCUCUUCUUGCUUGAUACUAAAUAAACUUUUGAAAGAAAA